Fulmarus glacialis (Northern fulmar) is the source of this 618-nucleotide messenger RNA. It is a transcript of the gene VXN, whose product is annotated as chromosome unknown open reading frame, human C8orf46. The transcript has 6 exons. Bases 1 to 618 code for a protein of 205 amino acids. NCBI's taxonomy places the organism in Eukaryota, Metazoa, Chordata, Aves, Procellariiformes, Procellariidae. Gene Ontology annotation, biological process: neurogenesis; neuron differentiation. The record is from RefSeq and is a predicted model, not a curated record.
AUGCACCAGAUUUACAGCUGCAGCGACGAAAAUUUAGAAGUUUUCACCACUGUGAUUUCAUCCAAAUCAUGUAGUCCUGCCCGAAGACGAGCCAAAAGCACGCAGCACAUCCUAACAAAGAGCGUGGUAGCUGUAUCCGAUCGUCGGCCCCACAGGACAGAGAAGCUACAGCCCCACCAGGGUGACCUCCUCCAGGUGCUGUGCAGCGAAGACGAGGUGCGGGGCUUGGACUGCCUGCAGAGCGGGCAGCAGGGACCCUGCCCUGCCAAGGGCACUGCCCAGCACAUGGGAAUUACUGAACAAGAGUCAUCCAAGUCCUGUAACCACCUGUUGGAUGGAAAAUCUUUGUUCCCACCAUCGCCGGUUGCCCAUAAUACAGCAAAAUCAGUGGCUGUCACAGACUUGGCUGCAGACAGCACACCUGUGGACGACCACAGGCAGCGCUGGAGGAAGAUGGCAGAGUAUGACCUGACCCUGCCACCGGGAGCAGAAGCUUCCCUGCCGCUGACGGGAGGCAACCUGUGCGGGACGCCCAGCCUCCUGAGGAAGAUGUGGAUGAAACACAAGAAGAAGUCAGAGUACCUGGGGGCAACAAACAGUGCCUUUGAGGCGGACUGA